AUGGAUGAUCCUCUAAAAAUUGCUGCGGCUGCUGCAGAAGAACGACGAUUAUUGGAUGCUGGAAUUGCUGCUGAAGCAACCAGAGCACCCCCACGGGAGUUAACGGCUCGUCGCGUCUCUCACGAAAACCAUACAAGAUGGCAACCGUCUCUUACGUAUGCUGAAAAAAUUGGCAAGCUUAUUGAGGGCGGAUUUGUUCGGCGAUCGUCCCUGCAAAAGGUGCCACCCUCUACGGCCUCCAUCUGUGGACAAUUUGGCAUUCCUAACCAUUUAGCAAUGCUACAAGAUGAAGACCGAGUCAGAUUCUACAAACAGGCGAUUCUCUGGAAGAUGCCCACAACGCUGGAGGAGCAGGAGCAAAAAAAGCACUUGCAAGGGGAAGAGCUACACGAGAGUCUUCGAGAGUUGCCCAACUCGAAAGCACAGCAGCAGCACCAGCCGCAGCGACUCCAGCAAAAGCUCCAAAGUCAUGUUACUGGACUUCGCAUUUUGGAAAUCGGCUGCGGUCCCCUGGCGCUUUUAUCUCUUCUUGCUGUGCAGCAAGGCGCUGCCCAAGUCGAUGCUUUGGAACUUAACUCCGGGGUUUAUCACUUUGCGAGCACAUUCGUACAACAAAUAGGCGUAAAUGCCUCUCGCCCUUGUCAAGCUGGAGUAGAAGAAUCAGAGUUGCAGCGGCUCCGUGUCUUCAGAUGUUACUCAAAGUUGUUUCCCGUAGCAGCGCGGCAAAUUUCUGUUGAAACCACCACCGAGGCAUUGCAUGGCCAUAGCAGACUCCCACACCUAGUAGAGGAAUCAUCGGCUACUAAUCGUGAAGCGGCCGCUUCUUCUGUCGGAGAAUCCUCUUGCACAAUGGAAAACAAGGGGUUAAUUAAGACUGCAGCGCCUUUGGGUGUUGAAGAUACGGGCGCAUGCGAAUGCCCGAUGUAUUCAUCAAAGGGCCAUGCGGUUGCCUCUACGAAGUGUGUCUCCAAAGCAUCUCCAUCCCAUGUAGUUGUUUCUCUGUCAUGCGCACCGGCUUCUCACCCGCACUACAAUACUCAAGACUCGGCGACGGAGCUGGUAGCAGAAGGCAUAGGUUCCUUGGCAGUUGUUCCACGCUGUGCUACGCGACGUCUCCGGUCGAGCCAGCAAGGUCGAAUGAAACGGGCUGUUAAGCGCAUCCGAGCGUCUCCCAGUAGGACCGACAGUGGCUGCACCGGAGAAUGCGGCUGCCAUAGGAGUAAACCUAUGGAAGGAGCAGCUGACGUCAUCAGGGAUAUCCAGGAGCGGAGUGCAACUAUUCCCCAAAGCAUUCCGUUCGCUGCAAGGACUUUCGUUGGCGUAUCCGAACUGCCUUCUCCCUGCUGCAUCAAGUGCCCAGCCAGCGAGCAUCCCGAACGUAGCGUUCUUUCCCCUCGGGAACGUCUGAUGCAGUCGGUAGGACUGCGGUUCAGCGAGACCCUCUUGAGCAGCCAGCUCAAGGCAAUAGAGGAGUUGGCAUUUGAAGCCCGAAUGGAUACACAGAUGCUGCAACGGCGAACAUUUUUCUUUGACGUAGAGAGAGAGGGUCUUUUCGCAGGUUUUUUAGCGGCUAUUGAAAUCGAGAUUCGACCAGGUUUGUUUUUUGGCCCAAUUUACGAGGGGCAGUGCGACAGCUGGUAUACAAACGUGGUUCUUCUCGGAAGGGAAAUAUAUGUCUCCAAAGGAGACAAAAUUUUCCUAAAAACGGAGGCCAAUCUUACAAAUUUUCAAAGAGAGCAGCAAAUGAGCCUGACGGGGCGUCGCUGGGUAUCUGUGUCUCGGCCAUCUUACACGUUCAGUGGAGAAGUUCUACCACAAAACGGCUGUUCAGAGACCUUCGGACCCAUUGUCAUCGACUUUGAUGAACAGGCCUGCUGCGUCCAGCCCACGAACUGA
Messenger RNA from Eimeria tenella, 1896 nucleotides. Its product is annotated as Chromosome III, complete sequence, related. The transcript is spliced from 10 exons. The coding region runs from base 1 to 1896 and encodes 631 amino acids. Gene Ontology annotation, biological process: peptidyl-arginine methylation. NCBI's taxonomy places the organism in Eukaryota, Apicomplexa, Conoidasida, Eucoccidiorida, Eimeriidae. Gene Ontology annotation, cellular component: nucleus. The record is from RefSeq and is a predicted model, not a curated record. Gene Ontology annotation, molecular function: protein-arginine N-methyltransferase activity.